Colletotrichum siamense is the source of this 801-nucleotide messenger RNA. RefSeq lists its product as uncharacterized. The record is from RefSeq and is a predicted model, not a curated record. The transcript has 3 exons. The coding region runs from base 1 to 801 and encodes 266 amino acids. NCBI's taxonomy places the organism in Eukaryota, Fungi, Ascomycota, Sordariomycetes, Glomerellales, Glomerellaceae.
AUGCGUGUGGUCGAGAUAGGUGGGACGGGCGUCAGGGAUGUGAUGGAGCUAGAUGAACUAGACGAGCUAGACGAGCUUGAUGAGCUUGAUGAGCUGAUUGACGAUGAGGAUGUCAGGCUAGUUGAAGUGCUAGAAGAGGAUGUUGUUGAGGUUGUAGAUGAGACUGUAGAGGCUGGGGUGGAUGUUGGAGUGGAUGAGGAUGAGGAAGUAGAGGAAGAUGAGGAGGUCGUCGAUGACGAGGAAGAAGAGCUAGAGCUUGGUGUUCCAGUAGUUGUAGAGCUCACGGCGGAUGAGGUAGAGGAGCUCGAGACUGAAGAUGCCGAGGUGCUAGCUGUUGAUGACGCAGAAGAGCUAGAUGCUGGUGCGACAGACGAACUUCCAGACGAAGAGGCCGACGAGCUGAGACUAGAGGACACAGUCGACGACGCCCCUGAAGAAGUUGAGGAAGAGCUGAUUGGUGACGCAGAGGAACGGGUAGAUGGCGUAGAAGCACUUGAGGUAGACAGCCCGGAAGAGCUUGAGGGUGUCGGCUGGGGGGAUGAGCUAGUAGAUGCAGAUGAGGUUGGACCCUGGGGUCCGGGAGAUGUACUGCUGGAUACUGUUCCUGGUGGAGUUGGAGAUGAGCUGCUAGGGUUGGUUGAUGUUGACGAGGUCGACUGGAUGUUCCCAGAAGACGUGCUGACAGGUGGCAAUAUGGAGCUUGUUGAUAGACUGGUGACUCCAGUGGACGAACUCGAUGCCGAUGGUCCCGAGGAUGUACCAGCGCCUGAUGUGGAAGAGCUAGUCGUCGACAACUGCUAG